AUGCGAAGCGACCGGCACGCGCACGUCGACGUCGAGCAGUCGGAGUCCCACUCGUGCCGUCUCCGCCAGCGCCUCGGCAGUCAUUUCCCCACUCGCUCCAUCUUCCGUUUCGCCUCCUUUUUCUUCCUCGCACGCGAGCCCCGCCGCAGCCGUCGGCACACAGACUGGCAGCGCUUCCUCGCCGUCUUCGGGUGGCAACCCCGCCGUCACGACCCACGUUUCCGCCGGCAACAGCAACGUCAUUACCAGCCUCUCCGCUCCCCCAUUUUCUGUGUCCGCCCGGUCCCCCUGCUCUUCCCCACCCAACCCCUGCUCUGGCUCUCCGAUUGUUCGCUGGUGGCGACCUCCCUGCAGACGCCGCAUUUUUCCGCUUCGCCAUCCUCCUCCUCUUCCUCCUCUUCGUCAUCCUCAGGUGGCAACCGGGAAAGACCGCAGCCCCCACCCCAACGCUCGUCCCCGGAGCACGGCAGGCAGUCUCCCGAGAGAAGAAGCCCAAGCUCGCCCAUCUUCAGAGAGAAGCUCAGGCCGGCUCCAGCCAUUGCUCCCUCAGGCUCCUCCUCCUGCGCCUCCUCCACCUCCUGCAGCAGCGGCGGCGGUGUGCACCAUAGCCCCUCCCUGGACACGCUCACCGGGCCCUACCUGUCGGGCCACUGGCCUCGGGACGGCUGCCACGCCCAGUGCGCACCCUGCAUGAGGGACAAGGCCACUCAGACCCCCAGCGCCUGGGCUGAUGAGUGUUCAGAGAAGAGGAGGAGCUCCCACAAGCGCUCGGCCUCCUGGGGCAGCACGGACCAGCUCAAAGAGAUCGCUAAGUUGCGGCAGCAGCUGCAGCGCAGUAAGCACAGCAGCCGUCACCAUCGCGACAAGGAGCGCAAAUCCCCCUUCAACGGCAACCAUGCCGCCGUCAGCCAAUCACAGGCUCCGAUCCCCAAGAGCGUGCUGAUCCCCAUCCCCAUCUCCAAGCCCGUGUCGCGCUUCAGGAACAGCCUGGAGGGCCUGAACCAGGAGAUCGAGCGCAUCAUCGUCCGCGAGCCGGGCGAGCGCGACGAGCAGCUGCUGCCCCAGGACGUCCCGGACGGGCACCGCGCCCCCCCUCCCCUGCCCCAGCGGAGCAGCAGCACGCGCAGCAUCGACACGCAGACCCCCUCAGGCGGGGGAGGGGGCGGGGGCGGGACCGGGGGAGGGGGCGGGGGCGGGGGCGGGACCGGCGGCCGGGGCAGUAACCAUAGCGACAGCAGCAGCCGGUCCCAGUCGGUGUCCCCGACCUUCCUGACGGUCACCAGCGACGCGGGGGCGGGGAGCCCCUGUCCCUACGACGACCUGCUGAGCAAAGACCUCGGCACCGGCUCCCCCCUGCCCAAGUACGCCUCGUCACCCAAGCCCAACAACAGCUACAUGUUCAAGCGCGAGCCGCCCGAGGGCUGCGAGAGGGUCAAGGUGUUCGAGGAAACCACGACGAGGCCGCUGCAGGAGGUUCCGCAGUUCCUCUGUCCCGACAGGAACAAGGUCAACUUCAUCCCCAAGAGCGGCUCUGCGUUCUGCCUGGUCAGCAUCCUCAAGCCCCUGCUCCCUACGCCGGAGCGCCCCCUGAAGGGCUCGGGCGGUAUGGCAGUGCGCAGCCUGUCUCCCUCCCUGGCGCUGGAGCAGGAGCAGCGGGUGGUAACCCGGGGAACCAGCACCACCAAUCAGCAGCCCAGCCUCCCGAGACACCUGGAGGAGCCCGAGAGCUAGAGCUCAGCAGAGCCCCCUGUGGACAAACCAAGAAACUGCACCUUUUCAAAAUGCCUAAAUUCUUUUUAACCAAACCAAGCACCGAUUCAAAACCAAGAAACUGCGCCUUUUCAAAAUGCCCAAAUUCUUUUUGACCAAACCAAGCCAACCCAUUCAAAAUUCAAAACUCUUUUUUUUCUUCUUCUUUUAUUUUUACAAGACUGUUUGGGAAUCACUUUCUUUUGAUUAUCUGUCUGAAAACAAAGAAACAAGCCUGACAAGCAUUUGCUAUGCAGCUUUUUUGUUUGUCCAAAAAAAAGAAGCAGCGAGCGGAAAAGGGUGUUGGCUGGGGUAGGGUGGGGCGUCGUGGGCCCCCAUCCGUAGCAUUGUGUUGAAGUCCGGCCCAGCUCUUUCCACCCCCACCCCCCCCCCCCCAUCCCUGGCGUCUGCAGUGCUUUGGAAAAUGCGCAGGUAGGAGGGGCCUCACUGGAAGCUCCGCCCUCUUCCUCACAGGUACAGGGAGUGGAGCGCACCUGUGCAUCCAGGCAGGGGCUGCCUGUGCUUCUCAAACGUUUUACCAUGGAGCCUUUUUAAACAAAAACAAAAAAAAGUGCUUUCUUUUCUGAGUCAAGGAGGGUUUAACUUAUGAGGACGUGACUUUUUUUUGGAGUUGGCUGCGAGACCAAGAAGCCUGGGUUUAAGACACGCCCGAGGUUGAUGAAGGUCUCUUCUGAUUGGGUUUCCGUAGUAACUGCCCCCCCCCAGGGACCUCUGAGGCUCCGCCCCCCCCCCCACACCCGGUCAUUCAGGCUGGAGGUGGUACUGUAGCUCCUCCAAGAUCCCUGGGUCCAAAAACAGACGUGAGGAAAGAGGAAACAAACUAACGUGCCUGCCGUUAGAAGCUGGCCUGGUUUCGCCCCCUGCGCCUGUCGGUGGUGUUCUUAACGGUAGUGUGUUUAACGGAAGAUUCCCCCGUCGUCAGAAACAGAGUUGUGAACAGAGUUGUGAAAAUAUGUAGAAAAUGGAAAAAGAAAAAAAAAAAAAGAAUGUGUCUGUGCUUUUGUGUGUCUGACGCGCGGCUCGUGUCCUUGUUGUGGAGUGACGUGUGACUGCGGGGCUUGUGAUUGGAGCAGAAAGGUCUUGUCGGCUGAAUUGGAACACGUUUUGAUCCAGAACGAACUCUCGGUGGUGGAAGGAACAGCGGUGUGACGAGGCCUUGGUUCGCCAGACCGCGUGGAGAAGAGUAGAAAAAACGCUAAAAUGGCGGUCGGACAGAAGGGGCACUGUGUCGCUUUGACGGGCAGGACACGGGGUGGAGGGACGACGAGUAGAAUGCUUCUCCGUAGGGUUCCAUCAAAGGGAAAAUGUACAUUAGAUUUCACUGCAGCGGAAUUAAAGCAUAGCCUCUCAUCAGCCUGUAGGGGUUACAUUUAAAAUGGAAGUACUCGUGACCCUUAUUAUUCUCGACCUGAAGAUCUCCAGACACACACACAGGCGCCUAAAUUCCUCUGUGUUUUAAUGUGAUUCCGUCUGCCUCGUUCUCGACAUCGGUGGUGUUGGCUGAAAGAGGGAAAGGGUCUUGGAGCAUGGCAGUGGGAUGGCAGUGGGAUGGCAGUGGGAAUGGCAAGGGGAUGGCAGUGGGAUGGCAGGGGGAUGGCAGGGGGAUGGCAGCAACUCGAAAGGAAUUUAUUUUACUGACCAAAAUGCGGCGGGGAAGAAACCCGCUCUAUAAAGAGAGUGUGUGGCGCCUUGCGGCUCUAACCCUUCGUCUGUAAUCGCGUCUGUGAUCGCGGUUCUAACCCGCGUCUGUAAUCGCGUCUGUAAUCGCGGUUCUAACCCGCGUCUGUAAUCGCGUCUGUAAUGCUGAGUUUUAACGUGUCCGUUGGAAGAGGGCGAGGAGCGGUCUCCAGCCCCACAGGCCUGCUCCUCACAGUGUCACAGUGCCGACCGCCAUUACCGCUCCUGACCGGGGGGAUAAGGCUCCAUCCUUCAGAGUUCAUCCUUUCAUCCCUUCAGAGUUCAUCCUUUCAUUCCUUUAGAGUUCAUCCUUUCAUUCCUGAAGUUCAUCCUUUCAUAUCCUUCAAAUUUCAUCCUUUCAUUCCAUUAGAGUUCAUCCUUUCAUUCCUUGUUUUCCCUUUUAAUUUAUCUUAUCUUAUCUUUAUAUUUUUAUUUAUUUGUUUGUUUGCUUGCUUGUGUUUUGUUAUGUUGUAAGACUCUUUUCAGAGGUCAUUCCACAGAUGGCACAAACAACUGCUUUGACCCCCCUGCACAUUAAGGAAGGUCUCCCCCCCCUCAACCCUAACCCUAACUGCCCGCCCCCCACCCCCGAGGCUGAUCAUCGGGGAGGGCGCAGAAAAGCCUCAGACACCCCAGCCUGCAGGGAGGAGAGUGCCCCCCCCCCAGCGUUGUGUCACCAUGGUGACUGCAGUGUCAGAGCGGUGAGCUUACACUGCUGGUUUUACCGUAGGAAAGUUCCGGAACGUCGGCUCCACUGCGGGGGGGGGGGCGUGUUAUGGGCGCACCCCCUCGAGCGACGCCCGGGUGCUCCUGAGCUGCAGAAAGGGAGGCGGCCAUUUUGAAGACGGGCCUGUGCCUGGUUCGGCUCGCCCUGCGUACGGAAACGAGAUUUUCACUUCGUACCUCGUCUUAACGUAGAUCCUAAGUUUAUGCUUUUUAAAAAAAAAUACAUUUUAGGGCGUGGUUCACAACGCUGGUUUGCAUUUUUAUUAGUUUCUUUUUCCCUUGUAUUAUCAUUAUUAUGGUUUUUACUGUUAUUACGGUAUUAUGUUGAGCAUUAAGGACUCAGUUUUGUACUUGAAUAUUCCGGCACUUUCCCACCCCUGGCCCCCCAGCUUUAGAUCAGCUUAAUGAGGCUUCUGGUUUUACCCUAGUAUCUCUCCUCUCUUAACACAAACGCAAACCGAUAUCUAAAAAGUCCAAUUUCUUUUCAAUUUACAACAUAUGACUGCUUAUGUAGUUCUGUACUCAGGAAUGUAAAAAAAAAAAAAGAAGAAAAACAUUAAAAAGUACAAAAAAAAUCUUGCAAGUGUAUAUGUACUAUACUUAGAGUAUAUCCACUGCAUCUAUAGCUACUUUUGAGUAUAUAUUUAUAUAGAUGAAUUUACUGUAUCUUACUCAGACAGGGCCGUUCUUUGGAUGUUUUGUUAAGGUAAUGGCCUGUGUGUCCCCCCCCCCCCCCACCCCCUCUGUACAAUUAGAUGUUAACUCUGUACAGUAGACAGGAAUGAGCGUACGACAGCGUCUGAGACGGAAUUGUGUAGCGAUGCUUCAAUCUGGGUCACGAACACGAGCAUUUGAUUGGACACAAAAGUUUGAUUAAACAACAGCUGGAUCAUUAUUAUAUUUGGACUUUUAAUUAGUCCCCCCCCCCCGUAUUUUAUUUUUCAGUUCUCUUCCUCUCUGGCGUGAGUGAGCCAAGGCUGUCUAUACAUGAAAAUAAUAAAAUUGCACUUGCUCCAAAUCA
Molecule: messenger RNA, 5194 nt
Organism: Anguilla anguilla (European eel)
Lineage: Eukaryota; Metazoa; Chordata; Actinopteri; Anguilliformes; Anguillidae
Gene: fam117ba
Product: family with sequence similarity 117 member Ba
Exons: 9
Coding region: 1-1731 (576 amino acids)
Source: RefSeq, a predicted model, not a curated record